Molecule: messenger RNA, 5562 nt
Organism: Porites evermanni
Lineage: Eukaryota; Metazoa; Cnidaria; Anthozoa; Scleractinia; Poritidae
Source: the annotation of a GenBank genome assembly
AUGGGUUUUGGUGAUCUAAAGAACAGAUCAGGCUUGGAAGCCUUGAAUACAUAUUUAGAACAUAACAGCUACAUCGAGGGGUACGUAUCAUGUCUUUGUUCACUAUCAAAUGCGUACAAGAAAGAGAAUAUGUUUCGUCCACGUGCAUUUGAGGUUAUAAGCUAUUUCUUCACGAGAAUUUAAUUUUUGUACAGUUCAAGAGGGAAGUAAGCUUAAGUUUAGAACCCAGACUUUAGAUCAACCUUAGCCUCUUACAUUCUUCAAUCUUGAAAUUUCACUAGAUGUUUUCAGGGAAUCACAGGGGAUCGAAUAGUCAACCUUCUUAUUAAAAAUUUUCUUUGCGUAUAACGUUGUACAUUCUUAAGAGUAUGGUACAAAUACGAGUUUGGUGAAGUUGUAAAUAAUUAUUAUGGUGCAAAAACCCUUUGCAAGCUUUAAAGAUUGUUCAUUCAUUUAUCUCUGAUGAAAUUAAAAAUGUGAAAUUUCAAAAUACUGCAUCCUUUGUUAAAACUAAUUAGUAGAGUAUUAAGUUUUACUUUUCUUAGUCUUGAGUAAUAUUAUUUAGUAAAAUCCAACUAGUGGUCUAUUAACAAUGCUGUGUCUGAUUGGUUGAGCUACUACUAGGCUAUAUGUUAUAGCCCCCUAGUAGCGAAAAGCGCAGGCUUUUGGGCGGCAAAAAAGGAUUAAAGUCUCGCUUUUAACUAGCUAAAAUUUUUUUAUUCUCAAUAUUUUUGACCAACUAGUUGGAUUUUACGAAAACAAUUAUUCCUCUCAACCUCAUGGCCUCUGAGUCAAUAGCCCAUUCAGCCUUCGGCCUCAUGGGCUAUUGACUCAGAGCCCAUUUGGGCUCGAGGAAUAUUUGUUAAAUAGAAAUUGGAUGAGGGUGAUAUAAAGCAUUAUGUAGAUCACAGAGGUGUUUUCGGCCCAGGUGGAUCACACCCUCUGAGAUCUGAAUAAUUAUUAUUCCUCAUUUCAUAUGAAAGGCAAAAUAAUUAUUGUUUUAUCAUUCAUUCAACAUGUUUCCAUACUCAUUAUGCUACCCUUUCCUCCAUGUUGAAUUUUUGAGUCAGCGCUAAAAAUAACGGUCGGUCAACAGACAAUGUCUGGCCAGAAUGGCCGGAGAUGGCAUUACAACUUAGAGAUGUCAUUACAACUUUAUAAAUUUUGUAGGGUGACGCAGGCAAAACUAUAUUCCCGUAUUGGGCAGAGUUGCGAAAGAGUAAGGCCAUCUUAAAUUUGAAGUUUAUAGUUUUUAUAUGUCACACAAUGCCAAGCUAAUAGUUAUCAUUAGCAUAAUCACAAAAUCCACUAGUUCUAGGCUUGGACACAAUUAAUUUUUUGCAGUACACUGCCUUACAACCAAUAGAGGGUUUUUUGUAUAUCCUCUAAAAGAAAAUCAGAUGAAGGGACGCUGACUUGUCAACCCUCUCAUAUGCUUUGUCAUUUCAGAUAUGUUCCAUCCCAAGGAGACACUGUAGUUUACGAAGCAUUAUCUGGGGUCCCACCCUCUGAUCUGCCACAUGCUCUACGAUGGUACAAUCACAUAACCUCGUUUGGUGAAGAGAAGGCAAAAUUUCCUGGUGUCAAAAAAGAUCUUCAAAGCUAUGGUGCUGGACCUGCAACAAAUGGCACAGCAAAGAAUGAUGAUGAUGACUUUGAUCUCUUUGGUUCUGAUUCUGAAGAGGUAUUUAUAGUAUUAUCUUUUAGGAACCUUAAAGGUGCUAUGUCACAAGGAUAAGGCUCUUUUUGGUCAAUUCUGUGCUGAACUCAUUACUUGGUACCUUAAGCUAAAUACAAAAUGUUCCUGUAGAGUUAUGAAGAAUCAAACAAAUUUCAUCCAUGAACACUAACCAUAAUAUUUUUUUGGUGAUUUUUUUUUUCCAAGAAUAGCAUUGAAACUUGAAAAAGUUGUCUCAAUUUUUUCAAGUUUCGCAUUUCAUAUCUUUCAAGUUUCAAUUCAUGCCAUAAUAUUUCCUUUUCAUAUUUUCCAUGAGGAAACACUUUCAAUGCCUAAAAUUUAGGCAUUGAAAGUGUUUUCUCAUGGAAAAUAUGAAAAGGAAAUAGGAAAUAAAUAGGAAUAAUAUAGUCUCAAAUCCCAGCAGGGAUUAUGGGUAAUAGAAGUCACAUGUUGUUUCAAAGCUGGAGCAGUUACAUUGUAACAUUACCAUCAAUCUUCUUUGUCGCUGCUGGUAUGCACAACUUUGUUGGCAGCCUCUUGAAAUGAGAGAUUUGGGUUUUUUUUAAAAGUGAGUCUACGUAUUUAGUAGCAGCAGCAAGUCACAGUAGACUGAAGAAUAUAAACAAUGCAACAAGUAGACAAUCCACAUUUUUACUAAUCAAAUGCAACUGCUAGGCAUCUGUUUAUUACUGAUUUUGUUGUCUAACUUGGAAAUAAACCCUACAGAUGCUCCAAAAACUGUUUGUAGCAUAACUUUUCGAGAACGUGUGAGAAAUCAGUUGUCAAGUCAUGAGAGUGUGCAAUAAGGCAUGAUUCACGUCAAAGCCUUGAGUAUUGCCAAGUCAGAAUGUCUGAAUAAUAUUUUUGAGUGGACCAUUGAAUUCCUUCUUUGCAAUGUAGGAAACUGAAGAGGACAGAAAGCGCAAAGAAGAAAGGGAACAAGCAUACAAAGCGAAAAAGGCUACAAGUAAGCUUUUACAAUCUGUUUCUGAUCUAGUGCUAAAUACUCCCUCCCAUGAUGUAUGUCAUUACAUGAAAUUUUCGUGACACAUUAAUUUCACGAAGUUGAAUUUUCGAUUAAUUUUGUACUUUGAAUCACUUUAAUUUCACAAUCUUUAGUAAGACACUAUUUAUUUAACUUUCCUGGAAUAACCCAUUAUUCCAAUUACAUGUUUCAACUGAUUUUAAAUUAAGUCCCUUUCUGUGAGAGCAAACAGUGUAAAGGUUGCACACAAAUAUUUUUUCAUUGAGGUAUCUGUGCUUUCAGGCUAGAUGUCAAUUUGUUUUUUUUUUACCGCUUCUGCAUGAUUGUAUAACCUUUUCAGAUAAUGUAAUGUCAUCCAAGUUAAUGCUUGUGUUUUAUUGGUCAAGUGAAUUUUAAGAAACAUUGACUGGUCCCCUGGGAACAGUUAAUUUUGUUUUGCAAGAAUAUGAGGCUCUACCUCUGGAAAUGGUGAGACUUUAGUGUUAGUUUUCCAUGGGGCCAGCCAUUAAGUGAUUUGUUUUUAGAGCCAAAGAUGAAAACAUCUACGUGUACAAAAUCAUGAAAUUGAUUCUCCUUGGUCAAUAUUUACAGUUUACAGAUCACUAUAGCUUGCGAACCCAGAUGUGUGAACUCAAAGUAACCAUUGAGAAACUGUGCUACUGGGGAAAAAUUCCAGCAAUAUAACAAUGAGGUGUAUAUAUUUAACUGUUUUUUUGUUGUUUUUUCAAUGUCUUUUUUACUUUAGAAAAAGCAGUCAUCGCCAAAUCCAGUCUCCUCAUUGAUGUUAAACCAUGGGAUGACGAGACAGGUACAGAAUUGUAAAAAUCAGUCACAACCCUCCGUGGUAUGCAGGGUAAUGUUGCAUGUCUUUCAGAAAGGCCUGGCACCAAUUGGAACGUUUUGGGGUAUAUUGAUAAGCUUGCAAAUAACAACCAUCUCUCCUGGGCCAUUUUACAGCUUUGUUUUGUUACAAACUUUCCUGCUUUUUAUGUGCAAAUUGUGGUAUUCUCAUGCUAACAAGCCUGUGAACAUGAUCAUUUACAUAUGAAAAACAAGGUCACCGCCCCUCACUUCUAUUCAAAGGCCAGGGCACUGAGCACACAACUGUAAUAUGCCUAUUGCAGAAGAACUCAAAACCUUUUGAAAACAGGAGAAACUUAGCAUCAAGCAAAUUUACUUUCGGAACUCCAUGACUACAAGACUAAUAUAAACAAUGUGAACUUUGAUUUGCGUCAUCAGUGUGGAAUUUAUGUUGUUGAGAUGGAGGCAGUCCUGGGGUGGGUACUCCCAUGAAUGGGUAGAUAGGUAUGUGCUGCUGGGGAGGGGAUGGUUUUUGAGGGCAUUACCCUCAUUAUAUCAUCUAGCUAUAAUUUAUGUGAGUCAAUGCCUAGCUACAAGAGAAACAAAUUACCCAUUUAAACUGAACUUUACAGUAGAGUAUUAGGAAAGCAAUUUAACCCAUUCUCCCCUGGAGAUUUUGCUAAAGGACCUGCUUUGAAGCUAGUCGAGUGGUUGUCUGGUCACUGUCGUGCUAUAAAGAGGCAAGAAAAGGGAAAAAAGGGGGGUGGAGAGAAGGUAAAAGUCAAGACUGCUGUGUCACUUUUAAACCCAAAAACUUGCUUUCUGUGCAUGCCCGAACUUUGCAAGCUAAUGUUUUGAUUCUGGAUCAGAAGGCUGCGAAGUGUACGACCUGCUAACAGCUUUGUGCUAAGUUUUAACUCUUUAUAGCACAUUAGUGACUAGAAAACCGCUUGACUAGCUUCAAAACUGUUUUUUUUUUGCCAAAAUCUCCAGGGGCGAAUGGGUUAAAUUGCUGUAUUUCCUUUAGAAUAACAGGCAAAGGGUUAGGAAGAUUUGUUUGUUCCCAUUUAAUUCUUAGUUUUUGUUUUUUCCUUGUAUUGGGUCUCGUAAAAUUAUUUCGGGUUUGGACCUCAAAAAGGGAGACAGUUUUAGUUUGUCUCAUCCUUAAUUAGGAUCAGGGUUUAAGACCCUGGGCAGCACACACCUAUCUGAAAUUUAUGAGAGCACCCCAUCCCUUGGAUGCUACCCUCCCAGGCAGACAUUUUUUGGCUCGUCACACGUGACUAAGCCCAGACAACGUCUGCAUGGGAGGUUACUUUCCGGCUAAUGUUCUAAAUAGCGACCAGCCAGGAGACACGGCUGUAUUUGCGGGCUAGGGUAUAUUUGCUGAGUGGAUGAGGCAAUUAACGUGAGCAGGUCAACCAACCUGCUUCUCUUACGUUUGCAUGGCCAAAGAUGCGUGUGUGUGUUCUUCCCAAAGGCUUGUCCUUCCUUAUAGUUUCAAUUCAAGGCAUGCUGUAGUGUGUGAUUAAAAUAUAGGAGAUAAAAAAAGGAAUGAUGUUGUUGCUUCUGAGGAUGGUAUCCGGGGAAUCCCCUGCUAAUCCAUACCAAAUGUAUGCACAGGCUACCCCAGUUUUAAAAAUUGAGCCUGAUAAUUCGCCUGAAGUACCUUGGGUAUCAUACGCUGUUCCCGGUUUCAUUCAAAUCUUUAUAGUGAGCCAAGCUGCGUGUGGCUUUCGGCCUUUGGCCAAAGAGGUAUCGGCCACAACUGAGGGGUUUACGGUCAAGUCGCCCGAAGUUCGCUGUUUUCAAAAUGGUUGUAAAUUCUAAAAUAGAUUGUUAACACUAUUUUUAAUUUUUGUAAAAUUUUUGUUUUUUAGAUAUGAAGGAAGUUGAGAGACUUGUUCGCACCAUUGAAGCUGAUGGCCUUGUAUGGGGUGCAUCCAAACUGGUACCUCUGGCAUAUGGCAUCAAAAAACUUCAGAUAAACUGUGUGAUCGAAGAUGACAAAAUCUCCACAGAUUUUCUGGAGGAAGAAAUAACAAAGUUUGAAGACCUCGUUCAAUCCAUGGAUAUCGCUGCCUUUAAUAAGAUCUAA